UAUGCAAAAUUAUAUAUUUAUGCAAAAGAUCAAAAACAAGUAAAUUUUUCUGCUAUUUAUAACUAUCAAAAAAAAAAUUUCUAUUAGCUCUAACUACCAAAUUACGUGUGUAGUCCAUGUUAUUUCUCCUCGAGUUGGUCACGUAGAAUCACGUUGUCGGUAACGUGGUACGACGAGAGCGGGAUAAGCGUAGAAUAUCAACUAACUCCGCUUCCAAAGGUGACUAUACAUAUAGAAAAGAAAUCAUCUGGUAUAUUGUAGUGAUAUGGCGUAAUGCAAUCAGUGAAAGUAAAGAAAACUGAUGUCGAACAAUGUGGCGCGAAUCAUUUGAAAAAUUAUGCUACGUCUUUGCCAACGAUUGACAAUUCUAUCACGAAAAACUUAAAAUGUAUUCUAUACACGAAAUUGUCACUCACUCAGAAGACAUAAAGGUUGGUGGACACUAUGAACAAUGGGAUUACUUUCUCUGUGUUCCUACGUAGAGGUUUAGUAAAAAAAAAAAAAUGCGCACGAGUCACACAUUAGCAAUAUUCUGUGCACUAUGCAUAAUCGUCGAGUGCAGUGGAACUAUUUCAACCCGAAUUGCUAGAACACUUCCGUUCGAUAUGUUCCCUUCAAGAUGGACAGCUAUGCUUCGAACAUUGUGGUCUAAUGGAAAAUUUUGGGAAUGGCCAAGAAAUGGUGUAGAAACUUUCCUAAGAAUUAUAGCUUCUCCGGAUACUAGAAAAAAAAUAAUGUUCGAAUUUAGACCAGAAGACGGGCCUCGGGCCUCACUUGAUUAUCAAAGACGUUAUGGCUAUCGAGGUCAGUGGUUGAUCGAAUUAUUGGGUUCCGGUUUUCAUCCAGAUGACGUGCCUUAUCGACAACCGUUACCUUCUUCCGUAUUGGUACCACCACCACCAUCUUUUUAA
This is a messenger RNA of Apis laboriosa (Himalayan honeybee), 911 nucleotides long. RefSeq lists its product as uncharacterized. The record is from RefSeq and is a predicted model, not a curated record. Bases 504 to 911 code for a protein of 135 amino acids. Lineage: Eukaryota; Metazoa; Arthropoda; Insecta; Hymenoptera; Apidae. The transcript has 2 exons.